Molecule: messenger RNA, 1752 nt
Organism: Electrophorus electricus (electric eel)
Lineage: Eukaryota; Metazoa; Chordata; Actinopteri; Gymnotiformes; Gymnotidae
Product: UPF0461 protein C5orf24 homolog
Source: RefSeq, a predicted model, not a curated record
UUUCCUUUCAGCGCCUGGCGCAUGCGUAUUGAGCCGUCUUUCAAUAUUGUAAUUUUUUUUUAACGAAAAUGGCUGCCUCACAGAUUUAAGCUUCAACGCUCCAGGAAAAAUACCUAUUCAACAAACCGUAAUAUUUUCAAUCCAAAAUUAAGAAACGUCUGUAAGCGUUCCUAGAUGUUUAGAUUUUGCGGUAAAUAGAGUUAUGCCUUAGUUUCAAGGAUGGAAGAUAUAUCUGUUUCAUAUUUAACCCUUUGCAUCCCAAGAUCCGCGUACAAAUGAGAAAAUGAUGCAUCAGGUAGCCAGUAACAAUAACGACUAUGUCUUGGGUGGCCUACCUGAAGAUGGCCAACAUCCAAGCAGUCAUUUUGAGUUAUGCACCUCGCAGUCCAGCAAAUUUUACCCAUCUGCCCCACCUCCCCCACUGCAGCUGCCCCUGCCCAACUUGCCCCCUCUGCCACAGGCCAUGAUCAAACCCAUGUCGUGCCAGAUGCAAGACUCACAGAAUGAGUUUCACCCCCAGCCUGUGCGGAUGAGGGGCACCGAGGUCCCAGAGGGCUCCAAGAAGAAGAAAGGACUAGGCAAGACGGGAAGACGAGGGAGACCUGCGGGUACCACCAAGUCUGCCGGGUAUCGGACCAGCACAGGUAGACCGCCGGGCACCACCAGGGCGGCUGGCUUCAAAACCAGCCCAGGGAGGCCACUGGGGACGACCAAAGCUGCCGGGUACAAGGUCAGCCCCGGCCGACCCCCGGGCAGCAUCAAGACCCUGGCCAAGCUGAACAAGCUGGACUAUAGUGCAUGCAACGGCGCGCCGUUCCCGUACUCACUGAUGCAGAAGCGGGCAUUGUGUGAAGCUGCAGUCAAAGAGAAAACCACCAGCGAGUGAGGGCAGUCUUUUCUAUUUAUUGUGAGAGCGGGGUGAGGACAGUGAGAGUACAUGUCCUGGAUUGUCUCUGAUGGUCGCUGCAAGUGGACAUCGCAAACUGCCAUUUGCAUCAAGGCAGGACUUGAAUAUGGGGGGUAGAGGGUGGGUGGGUGUCAACAAGAAUUUUGAUACUUAGGCUUAAAACUUACUAUGUAUGCGAAAGUGUUACAUUAUGAUCAUUUUGUGUAUCUAUCCAAAGAGCAUUAGCAUUCACUCUCACUUUUAAAGGAACAAUAAGUAGAUUUCCAUUAAAAUGUAAUUAAAUAUUAAAUAAAAAAAACUUACUCAAUGGUAGUAUGUGUGGAAUGUUACACAGUGAUUAGAAGUGCACUCUCAUAGUGGGUCUCAAAGAGGGGAAAUGCCUUUUUUAAACUUCCUGUUCCAGUGUCGUGAAACAUGAGACCCACAGUAGUGUGACUGACAAAGAAAUCCCAGAAUACCCUGCUUAUUGCUCCUUUACACAUAUGUUAACCUACUGUACAGAUGUGCAUGAUGGUAGUCUUGUGAAACAAAAUCACAGUAUCUAAGCCGACAUUAUAUUAGACUUUUCGGCCAAUAGUCUAAACACAAGUCAAUCAAAAAAGGAAAAAAAAAAGCUUCGUGUUGUUUUUAAUCUUUGUUACUUUUGAUAAUGUUACUGCUUGGAUCAUUGCUAUUCUGUAGCCACACCUGAUUUCAUUCUGAAUUUAAAGUGCUAAUGAAUCAAUAACCACAGACAUAUUUAUCUUUUUCCCCCCCCAAUGUGUGUAUGUAAAUGCUAUGCUUGUAUUGUCUUUGGUAUUACGUAUCUUUUAUUUGUAUUUAUGAAAAACGUGGUGCCCUCUUGA